AUGUCGUUUAACACAAAAUACCAAGCCGGUGAGGCCUACGGGGACGAGCGCAAGGGGUCUAACAACUUCUUCGCCGACCCCAAGAAGGUCGCCGCAGACAUCAUCAAGGACUUGGGCGGAGUUCACGGCACAUUGACUCCCACGGAGCUCAUCAACCUCGUCCAGCAGCUGACGCAAAAGGGCGAGCCUCUCGAUGACAAGAAGCUCACCACUGAGGCGUUGAUCGGUGUCUUGACCGCUCUGCCCUCCGGCUCCAACACCAGGAACCAGCUCACCAACAAGCUCAUCGACACGCUUUGGGGCAACCUCCAGCACCCGCCUCUGAGCUACGUCGGCGGCGAUGUCAAGUACGAGGUCGUCAAGUCCGAGGAGCAGAUCGCCAAGGAGAAGGAGGAGGCCGAGAAGGCCGGCAAGGAGAAGCCCGCCGACGAGGACGCCAUCACGUUCCAGUCGCCAGACUUCCCCGAGAUCACGCUCCGCGAGCACCUGCCGCUGCCGCCCGACGGUCUCCACCACUACAGAAUGCCCGACGGAAGCUUCAACAACAUCCUGGAGCCCAACCUCGGCAGGGCCGGCACCCCCUACGCCAAGACGGUCAGGACCGAGAAGAGGCUCCAGGCCGUCAAGCCCGACGCCGGUCUCCUCUUCGACCUCCUCAUGGCCCGCGACGAGCAGAAGUUCACGGAGAACCCGGCCGGCAUCUCCUCCAUGCUCUUCUACCACGCGUCCAUCAUCAUCCACGACAUCUUCCGCACCAACCGCACCGACAUGAACAAGUCUGACACGUCGUCCUACCUCGACCUGGCCCCCCUGUACGGCUCCUCCUUCAAGGAUCAGCUCGAGAUCCGCACCAUGAAGGAGGGCAAGCUCAAGCCCGACACCUUCCACGAGAAGCGCCUGCUGGGCCAGCCGGCCGGCGUCAACGUAAUGCUGGUCCUCUACAACCGCUUCCACAACUACGUCUGCGACAUCCUCCUCAAGAUCAACGAGAACAAGCGCUUCUCCGUCAAGUGCCCCGCGGACGCCGCCCCCGAGGAACAGGCGCAGGCGCUGGCCAAGCAGGACCACGACCUCUUCAACACGGCCCGCCUCAUCGUCGGCGGCCUCUACAUCAACAUCUGCCUGCACGACUACCUCCGCGCCAUCACAAACACCCAUCACUCCAAGAGCGACUGGACGCUCGACCCGCGCGUCGAGAUCGGCAAGCAGUUCGACGGCGAGGGCGUCCCCCGCGGCGUCGGCAACCAGGUCAGCGUCGAGUUCAACCUGCUCUACCGCUUCCACUCGUGCAUCUCCAAGAAGGACGAGCGCUGGAUCAAUGGCUUCUUCGCGAAGCUCUUCCCCGGCCGCAAGCCCGAGGACCUGGACAAGGUUCCCGUCCAGGACCUCAUGGCGGCCCUGCAGAAGUUCGAGCAGGAGAAGAUCCCGAAGGACCCCAGCAAGCGCACCUUUGACGAUCUCGUGCGACAGGACGACGGCACCUUCAAGGAUGAGGACCUCGUCCGCGUCCUCAAGGAGGCCAUGGACGAUCCCGCCGGUACCUUCGGCGCUCGCAUGGUCCCCAAGGCGCUCAAGGUCGUCGAGGUGAUGGGCAUUACCCAGGCGCGCCGCUGGCAGGUCGCGUCUCUGAACGAGUUCCGCGAUUUCUUCGGCCUGAAGAGACACAACACUUUCAAGGACAUCAACUCCAACGAGGAAAUCGCCAACCUCCUGGAGAAGCUGUACACCGACCCGGACAUGGUCGAGCUCUACCCCGGCCUCAUGAUCGAGGACAUCAAGCCCGUCCGCAACACCGGCAGCGGCAUCUGCCCGACCUACACCGUCGGCCGCGCCGUGCUCUCCGACGCCGUGACGCUCGUGCGCUCCGACCGGUUCAACACGCUCGACUACACCGUCUCCAACCUGACGGCCUGGGGCUUCAACGAGGUCCAGCAGGACCCCAAGACGCUCGGCGGCUCGAUGCUGUACAAGCUGAUCCAGCGCGGCCUCCCGGGCUGGUUCCCCUUCAACUCCAUCGCCGUGAUGCAGCCCAUGUACACCAAGCAGGCCAACGAGCGCAUCGCCAGGCAGCUGGGCACCUUCAACCAGUUCACGCUGGACGACCCCAAGCCGCCGGCGAAGUACGUCGUGGUCAGGUCGACGGGCGGCAUCAAGCACGUCCUCGGCAACCACGACAAGUACGCCGUGCCGUGGCUCCCGCCGCUGCAGGCGCUCUUCACGGGCCAGAAGAAGGACAUCAGCUGGUUCAUGCUCGCGGGCGACGCGCAGACGAACAAGCAGGAGAAGAUCAACAUGCAGGCGGUGAUGAAGAAGGUGCCGGGCCUGCACAACGCGGUGCACGAGUUCAUCGAGCGGGUCGGCAAGCGGCUGAUCGACAAGGAGACGUUCAAGAUGAGGGAGGGCCUGUUCCAGAUGGACAUCAUCCGGGACGUGGCCAUCCCGCUGAACGCGCAGCUGCUGUCCGACCUGUUCUACAUGGACAUGAACUCGGACGAGAACCCGAACGGCACGAUCGGCGCCGCGGACCUGUACCGCCACCUGCUCAACGUGCGCAUCUGGGGCGCCAACAACAGCGACCCGGCCCAGGCGUGGAACCGCCGCCGGCGCGCGCAGGAGGGCGUCAAGAUCAUCAUCGAGUCGACCAAGAAGCUCGUCAACGAGGUGUCGAUGGGACGGGGUUUUGGCCUUGGUGUUGUGUCGGCCCUCAACAAUGUUGUUUCGCGGAAGACGUAUCUCAAGAAGGACUCGCUGCGUUCGUGCGGUUACAAGCUGGUUGAAGAGCAGCUGAACCAGGGUGGCUCCGUCGACAAGGUCACCGACAACCUGUGGCUUACGGCGUUUGGCGGCAUUGGCGUGCCCGUGACCACGUUCUACGAGGUCUUGGACUUCUUCCUCCGUCCCGAGAACGCCUCAAUCUGGAGCGAAGUACAGAACCUCGCGGCGAAGAACGACGAGGCGGGACUCCACGCCUACGUCAACGAGGCGAUGCGUCUGACGAGCACGCAGCGCACCCUGCGCGUGUCCAAGGUCGAGGACGAGGUCGACGGGCAGAAGAUCCAGCCGGGCAACGUCGUCGUCACGCUUCUCGGCCUCGCCGGACGGAACCCGGAGGAGGUGCAGGACGCGGACAAGUUCGACGCGAAGCGCAACACGGAGGGCCGGCUGAAGGCGUUCGGCACCGGCCAGCACGAGUGUCUCGGCCAGGACGUCGCGCGCGCCUUCGUGACGGGCCUCGUCAAGCUCGUGGCGGGUCUGAAGGAGCUCCGGCCGGCGCCCGGCGACAUGGGCGUCGUCAAGACGAUCCAGGUCAGGGGCGAGAAGGCGUAUCUCAACGACAGCUGGUCGUACCUCGGCUUCGACGCCAGCACCUGGAAGGUGCACUUCAACGGCCACGGACAGGGUGGGUACAAGGGCGGCUCGGAGGAGUCGAACAAGCAGAUCGACUUGGGGCAGUACUACUACGUGCUGCAGAAGCGCAAGGAGAAUUUCCUCAAGGGCGUGACUGGGUCUUCUUAG
Molecule: messenger RNA, 3516 nt
Organism: Colletotrichum karsti
Lineage: Eukaryota; Fungi; Ascomycota; Sordariomycetes; Glomerellales; Glomerellaceae
Product: linoleate diol synthase
Exons: 5
Coding region: 1-3516 (1171 amino acids)
Biological process (GO): response to oxidative stress
Molecular function (GO): peroxidase activity; heme binding; iron ion binding
Source: RefSeq, a predicted model, not a curated record